Rhopalosiphum maidis (corn leaf aphid) is the source of this 3219-nucleotide messenger RNA. RefSeq names its product alanine--tRNA ligase, cytoplasmic (gene AlaRS). NCBI's taxonomy places the organism in Eukaryota, Metazoa, Arthropoda, Insecta, Hemiptera, Aphididae. Gene Ontology annotation, biological process: alanyl-tRNA aminoacylation; tRNA modification. Gene Ontology annotation, molecular function: amino acid binding; ATP binding; aminoacyl-tRNA deacylase activity. Gene Ontology annotation, cellular component: cytoplasm; mitochondrion. The transcript is spliced from 2 exons. The record is from RefSeq and is a predicted model, not a curated record. Bases 250 to 3117 code for a protein of 955 amino acids.
CUUUCAUUACGUUUGAACACGUUGCUACCUACUUUGCCCCUGCGGCCUGCUUAGUAGUUAGUACAUAGGUCCCAUCACAGAACAAGCCACAAAGCACUAGGGUCAUUAUUAAUCGUAUUUCACAUUUCACUUUACCUUCACUCGCCGUCUACCAUCAAUAGACAUUAGUAUCCAUCGUCGUCGUCGCUGCUGGUUUUUCUGUCCACUGCAGAUUGAUUUCGUGAGGUCAAACAUAUUAGUUGCUCUACAAUGGCUCUGUCUGCCAAAGAGAUCCGAGAUCGGUAUAUUAAAUUCUUCAUCAACAAGAAGGGUCAUGAAUAUGUACAUUCCUCAUCCGUAGUACCGGUAGAUGACCCUACAUUGUUGUUUGCUAAUGCAGGAAUGAACCAAUUCAAACCAAUAUUCUUGGGUACUGUUGCUCCAUCCUCUGAUAUGGCUAAGUGGAAACGAACUGUCAAUACACAAAAAUGUAUUCGUGCCGGUGGAAAACACAAUGAUCUUGAUGAUGUCGGUAAGGAUGUCUAUCAUCAUACGUUUUUUGAAAUGCUUGGAAACUGGUCAUUUGGCGAUUACUUUAAAACCGAGAUAUGUCAGUGGGCUUGGGAAUUUUUAACCCAAGAAUUUCAAUUAUCACCCGAACGAUUGUAUGUGACAUAUUUUGGUGGUGAUGAAAAAUCUGGUCUAGAACCAGAUUUAGAGUGUAAAAAUAUUUGGCUUAAAUUAGGAUUAGCAGAAAAUCAUAUUAUUCCUGGCAAUAUGAAAGACAAUUUUUGGGAAAUGGGUGAAACUGGACCUUGUGGUCCUUGUUCAGAAAUACAUUAUGAUCGUAUUGGUAACCGAUUAGCUGCUGAUUUAGUAAAUCAAGAUGAUCCAGAUGUCUUAGAAAUUUGGAAUCUUGUUUUUAUGCAAUUUAAUCGUAAUCAAGACGGUACUCUACAAAAUUUACCUAAAAAACAUAUUGAUUGUGGAAUGGGAUUUGAACGUCUUGUUUCGGUUAUACAAGAUAAACGUUCAAAUUACGAUACUGAUCUAUUUCAACCUUUGUUUGUAGCUAUUCAAAAUGGUACUAAUGCUCCACCUUAUGAAGGUAAAGUAGGUGCAGAUGACAUUGACCAGAAAGAUAUGGCUUAUAGAGUACUCGCUGACCAUGCACGAACAUUAACAAUCGCUCUUUCUGAUGGAGGAAGUCCUGACAAUACUGGUCGUGGAUAUGUGUUGAGACGUAUUCUUAGACGUGCUGUCCGUUAUGCUACAGAAAAAUUAAAUGGCAAACCUGGAUUCUUUGCAACUCUAGUAAAUGUUGUUGUUGAAUUACUUGGAGAUACUUUCCCUGAAAUAACCAAAGACCCUCAACAGAUAAUAGAUAUCAUUAAUGAAGAAGAAGAACAAUUUUUGAGAACAUUAUCACGAGGUCGUAACCUUUUAAAUAGAACUAUAUUAAAAUUAACUGAUAAAGUUAUACCUGGUGAAGUUGCUUGGAAACUGUAUGAUACUUAUGGCUUUCCUGUUGACCUUACAUAUUUAAUGGUUGAAGAAAAAGGAUUUACUAUUGAUAUGGAAGCAUACGAAGAAGCGAAAAAAAAAGCACAACUUAUUAGUCAGAACAAAGUAGGUGGUGAAAAAGAGAUUGUUUCCUUGGAUGUUCAUGCUCUUGCAGAUUUACAGACAAAAGGUAUAUCGACAACUGACGACUCACCCAAGUAUAAUUACAAAGCUGUAUCUGAUAAUCCAGAUGCAGAAUAUACUUUUGAAACUUGUACAUCAACAGUAUUGAGUAUUAGAACGAUAAAUCAAUUUGUUAAUGAAGUAGAUACAUUUCAAGAAUGUGGAAUUAUACUGGAUAAGACAUGUUUUUAUGCUGAACAGGGUGGUCAAAUUUAUGACCAAGGAUCUAUCAUCAAAGAUGAAUACACAGAGUUUUAUGUUAAUAAUGUUCAAUUGCGUGGUGGCUAUAUUUUGCAUGUUGGAAUUCUUGAAAGUGGUAGCUUAAAAGUGGGCGAUAAAGUAGUGUUAAAGAUUGAUGAAAAAAGAAGGCGAUUUGUAAUGAAUAAUCAUACUGCUACUCACACUUUAAAUCAUACUUUACGCGUUGUUUUGGGUGAUAAUUUAAAUCAAAAAGGAUCUUUGGUCGCCCCAGACAAAUUACGUUUUGAUUUCAACAAUAAAGCUGCUUUAACAGGAGAUCAAGUUGCUAAAGUGGAACAACUAACAAACAAUGUAAUUAAACGAAAUGAUACUGUAUAUGCUAAAAUUGCACCAUUAAACGAUGCCAAACGUAUAAAAGGCUUACGUGCAAUGUUUGAUGAAACUUACCCGGAUCCAGUGCGAGUUGUUUCAGUAGGAGUUACUGUAGACAAACUUCUGACAGAUCCGGAAGGAAAUUCAGGAUUAGAAACUUCUGUUGAAUUUUGUGGAGGUACUCAUUUGCAUAAAACUGGACACAUGGAAUGUUUUACCAUACUCUCUGAAGAAGCAAUAUCUAAGGGAAUACGAAGAAUAGUUGCUGUAACUGGUCCAGAAGCAACAAAAGCAUAUAAUAGAGGCGAAGAAUUGAAGAAAGAUGUGAUGAAAUUAAUUCCUACUGAUCCAAAUUUAUCUAAAGCUAUAAUUGACAUACAAGAUAAGAUAAAUAAGUCUAUAAUACCAUAUUGGGUAAAAGAAGAACUAAGAAGUAUCUUAUCAAGCUUAAAAAAAGGUAUUGCCGAAGAGGAGCGAAAACAACUAGUUGCUCUAGCUAAUGAAAUAGCAAAAUCAAUAAAGACAAAGAUAUGUUCAGAGUCAGAUAAAUCGGUAUUUGUUUUUAAGCUUGAUGUAGGUUCCAAUACUAAAGUAAUGGAUGCAGUAUUGAAAUUAUUGAAGACAGAUAUGCCAAAUAUAUCAAUUAUGUUAUUAUCUGAAGAUACAGUAGGGAAAAGAAUAUAUUGCCAAUGUGUAGUUUCUAAAGAAUUAAACAAAAAAGGUCUCAUGGCAAAUAAAUGGGUAACCAAAAUAGCAUCAUGCAUUAAUGGUAAAGGAGGAGGCAAGGCUGACACUGCUCAAGCGUCUGGAUGUAACGAAACCAAUGUUGAAGAAUUAAUAAGUAUUGGAGAACAAUUUGCUUCUUUAUCGAUCAGCUAAAUAAUUUUAUUAUUUUUAACUUAUAAAUACUACUUUUUGUAAUUAUAAAAUAUUUCAUAGUAAUUGUUAGAUCAAUAUAUUACAUUCAUAUUUUUCUGUAAC